UCUUGCUAACUGCUCAAACUUGGUUGCUUGCAUAUGCAAAAAAAACUUGUUCCGGCAACCUAGAUAGCCACUCUUCACUCCCAGGCAAAACGUCAUGAGUUUUAAGUUAAACCACUAAAUUGGUCGUACCGGGGAAAAAGGGCAAAAAACGAAUUAAAGUGUAAGCGACCAGUCGUAUAGCAUUCGACAACUUUGCCGAUUCCAAGGGACCACACGCUCCACGUCCUACUCUUUUAGUAGUAUUUAGGCUGUCUCAUUUGAGUAUAUUAUUAUUAUUAUUUCAGCUUUCUUCUUGUUCAUUCAUUUCUUCUUCUUCCUCUUUCUCAGCUUUCAAUGAAGAAAACUAAGCUAAAGAACCCUCCACCGCUUUUGCCCAUUUGCAAUCUUUCCAAUGAAACUCAUCCUUUCCUAUUUCGCCGUUGUCUAUGCUUUUCUCAUCACUUGUACUGAGGUUGACAGUCUUGGCUCUGCCUCCACCAUUGCUGUUAUUUAUGGCACUGCUACUGUCUGCGGGAUCAUUGCCCGCGAACCAACGCAAAGAAUCCAAUGCUUCAAAAAUGGCCAAACAAUCUCAAUCAAACCUACAGUUUCUUUUGAAGCUAUCUCUGGAGGACACACCUUCUUCUGCGGCCUUCGUUCUGGAGGCUUUAGUGUCUUCUGCUGGGAGACAAAUGCUGCAAACUUUCAAACAAAGCGCAUUUAUUAUAAUGACACCGUUCCAUUAACUGAUCUAACCGUUGGAGAUGAUCAAGUUUGCGCUAGAGAGGUCAACUCUGGUAUAGCUAAGUGCUGGAGAGGGAAAGGUAGAGGUAGGUCUCCUUUUCCAUCGCCUUCAAUUGCUUUAAGGUUUAGUACACUCACAUCUGGAACAGGCUUUACAUGUGGAAUUUUGAGGAACAACAGCACAGUUUAUUGUUGGGGUCAUAAUAAUAAUAAUGUUGGAGCCGAGAUUCAAAGACAGUUUGGCAGUUUAAGAAUGUUAUACUUGGUUGCUGGACAGUCUCAUGCUUGUGGAUUGAGUAGAAGUGGAUAUUUAGUGUGUAAAGGGAGCAAUAAUGAGUUUGGAAAAUUGGAUGUUCCUUCUAGUUCAGCUUUUGAAUUUUCAGGUCUUGCUUUAGGAUCAGAUUUUAGUUGUGCUAUUAAGCAAAGAAAUGGAUUAGUAAAAUGUUGGGGAGAAGAAAACAAGUUUCAACUCAACGCCAACAUAUUAGAAGAUAUAUCAUUUGAGUUGAUUGUUUCAGGUUUGGAUUUCACAUGCGGACUUACAACAAAUAAUUUAUCGAUGACUUGUUGGGGACAAGGAUGGUCUAAUAAUGGAAAUGAUGUUCCUCUAGGAAUGAUAAUUCCAGGCCCUUGUGUUCAGUCUUCCUGUAGCAAUUGCGGCAUCUGCACUAUUAUUUAUUGCUUAUGCAGAUUUUUACAUCAUAAUUCUGGGCAGCCCUCAAUUACUAAUGACAAUGUGAAUGCUGCUACUGCUUUGACUACCAAUGGUUCUAUUUCCACAACACCAUCUUUAAGAUCAUUUUCAGUGCUUAAGCAUCAUAGCUCAACGCAACUGGGGCGGCAGAAAAGUACAUCAUCUUCUAGGCACACAAACAAGGUUCAGAAAUUUUCCCUAUCGGAGCUUGUUUUUGCUACGAAUAAUUUCUCAUUGGAAAACAAGAUUGGCUAUGGCAGCUUUGGUAUUGUCUACAAAGGCAAACUUGCUGAUGGUCAUGAAGUGGCUAUAAAAAGAGGAGAUAUUGGUAUAAAGAUAAAGAAAUUUCCGGAGAAAGAGGGUGCAUUUGAUUCAGAAAUAGCAUUGUUAUCACGGCUUCACCAUAAGCAUUUAGUGGAGCUAGUGGGUUUCUGUGAUGAAAAAGAUGAGAGACUUUUGGUUUAUGAGUACAUGUGCAAUGGUGCACUCUAUGAUCAUUUGCAUAACAAGAACAAUAUUGAAAAAAGUAGCAGCAUUUUGAAUUCUUGGAAAAUGAGGAUAAAAAUUGCAUUGGAUGUCGCAAGAGGGAUUGAGUAUCUCCAUAACUUUGCAGUGCCACAUAUAAUUCAUAGAGAUAUCAAAUCCUCAAAUAUUCUUCUAGAUGCAAAUUGGACUGCAAAAGUAUCCGAUUUUGGGUUAUCAUUAACAGGACCAUGUUCUGAUAAAGAAUUCAAGCCAUCAAAGGCAGUUGGAACAGUAGGAUACAUUGACCCUGAGUACUAUGUAUUAAAUGUACCAACAGCAAAAAUUGACGUUUAUGGUCUAGGUGUAGUGUUAUUAGAGCUUUUGACUGGAAAGAAAGCUGUGUUCAAGGCUGAAGAGGAAGGUGCAGGUCCAACAGGGAUUGUGGAGUAUGCGACGCCACUGAUAUCGACAAUGGAGCUUCAGACUUUGUUAGAUAAAAGAGUAGGAUCACCUCAGAUUCAUGAGGCAGAGGCAGUGGAGUUGAUGGCCUACACUGCAAUGCAUUGUGUAAGCCUGGAGGGAAAGGAGAGGCCUAAUAUUGAUCAAAUUGUUGCAAAUUUAGAAAGAGCAUUGGCUCUUUGUGAGGAGACUCAUGCUAGCUUCUCCACUUUCACAUUCUCCAUUCCAUCAGAUUGACAUUUACCCUCCAGUGCCAAUUACCCUUGAAUUUUCCAUGUUAAGAAAAAAAAUCCCAUUUUGUUUUUACUCCGUUACUUUAAGAUGCUUAGCAUUUGUUUUCUCCUUUGCCCAUAUUGUAGGGUAAUUCACCCUACAUUGUUGUAACACCUUAUAUAGUUAUUCUUUCUGCAAGUGUAACAAAAUCAUAAAAGUUAGUGGUCACUAACGUAAUGAUCCUUAUCCUCUUGUUUUUGGUGUUCAAAGGCAUUCUCUCGGAUAUUGGAGCAAGUUCUUUUCUUUAAUUGAA
Messenger RNA from Jatropha curcas, 2867 nucleotides. RefSeq names its product putative serine/threonine-protein kinase-like protein CCR3. Lineage: Eukaryota; Viridiplantae; Streptophyta; Magnoliopsida; Malpighiales; Euphorbiaceae. Gene Ontology annotation, biological process: protein phosphorylation. Gene Ontology annotation, molecular function: ATP binding; protein kinase activity. The record is from RefSeq and is a predicted model, not a curated record.